AUGAAACCCUAACCAAAGAAGCCUUAACCAAAGCAGGCUGCUUAAGCACAGGCAAAACCUUAAGAAAGCAUAUAACCCUAGAAAAAAGAAGAGCCCCCAAAAUAAGAACCUUAAAAAGUAGUGUAAAUUGUUGAACCUCCAAAGCCAAAAGAAAAUCUUAAAUUAAAUGAACUAAAGAAAUAAUGGUUACAAUUUUAACUAUACUCUGAUGUUAAGGACGCUAUUGAAGAGUAAUUUAAUGUUACUAAGAUACCUUUAAAAGAUUCAAUCAGAGAUGGCAAGAUCGAGAUUAAGGAUUAGAUAGAGGAUUUCGAUAAGAUCAUCAAAAAGUAAAAGGCUAAACUUAGAAAGCAUGAAUUUGAAGAAGGAUUAAUACACAUGCGUCUCAGGCAUAAUUUAUUAUCAUAGCAUGAAUAUGAGGAAAGGAAGAAGUUUAUUUCAGUAAAUUUAGAUCUUAUACCAGAGAAAGAUAAGGAAUUCUAAGAAAAACUAGGCAUAAGAGAGUACUUUAUGAAUAAGAAUAGUGUCCUGCUCCAUAGUACCAUAGAAAAGUCUUAGCCUCUAAGUAAUGCGCAUAAAUUAUCAUUGGAUUUAACAAAGCCUCUCAUUCCUACAACAUAGCUGCUUGGAAUAGGUUCUUUAACUGAAAGAGGCAAGUCUUCAAAUGAUAAACAUAGAAACAAAGAGCCAAAGUUAUUCAACUUCAAGACAUUAGAAGAGAAACAAAAGCACGAUGAAUUUAUAAAUAAAAUCAGAGACUAAGAUAAAGAAAGAAGGAAACUCAAGAAAUAAUUAGAAUAACUUCACUAAAAAGCUGAGAAAGAAAAGGUGGAAAAGCUGAACUUCGAAAAAUAAAAAGAACACGAAAAGCAAGAAUAAGAUAAAAAGAAGAGAUUCCUAGAUAUUUAGGAGGCUUUAUCAAAAAAAGAAAAGGAGAGAAUAGAACAGAAAUAAUAGUAGGAUUAAGCAUUGACAAAACUAUUUAAUCAUUAGCCAUUACACAUAAAAAUGGAAUUUUAGUAUAAAAAUGAAGUUGAGUUACCUCUGCUAGAGCAGAAAAAGAAAAAGCUGGAGGAAAUAAGGCAAUUUUUCAAAUAACCUUUAGAUAAGAAGGAUAUAAGUAAUCAUUAGAAAAAAUAUGAAAGUGAAGCUGAAGCCAAGCAAAGGGAAAGAGAGAAAAAGAAGUAACAGAAACUUAGAGAGUUUUAUGAGAGAUAAUAGGAUAUUUAUGAAAGCAAAUAUGUUGAGAUGGACUAGAAGUAAAAAGAAGAAGAGGAGGAAAGAAUGCGGGAGAGAAAAUUAGUGAAAGAAAGAAUGAACGAAUACUUUGAGAGUAUUAAAGAUACAAUCAAAAUUAGAGAUGACAAUUCUGCCAAGAAACUGAAAAAGUCCGAUGAACAGUAGAGUGAUUUAUUCAAAAUAAAAACUCUCAAGCAUGGUGCAUAAAGUGCAAGGGGAUUACCGAAUCUUAGAAGUAGCCUAGUUUCAGGUAUGUAGGACAUUCAUUGGAAGAGUGAGCAUACGUUAUUACAAGAGGAGAAAGUUAAAAAGAACUAAGAAAAAGAGAAAGUCCGAUAAGAAGUACUGAGCAAAGAUUAUCUGAAAGAAGUUCUAAGCCAUUAAAAAGGCAAGUUAAGAGAGAGUGCAGCAGAAUAAGACAUUGGAAGGUAUAUGAAUGAUUAGAAAAUGAGUGACCGAGAUAGAUUCGAUUUAGUGCAAUUAAAAGCCAAAUAAUACGAAGAUAAAGCAAAACUGGAUGAGUAGUUGCUGAUGCUUGAUGACAAUGAUCCAAAAGCAGUCUAAAAGGCUAUUGAACAGGGAUAAUGCAAUGAGAUUUCAGAUCUAUAUUUAAGUGAGAGCCUUCUAAAUGUUGAAGUGGACAAUAUUACUCAGACAAUUGGAAUUUAAUAUAUUUACAACUUUCAUUUACUCUGGUUUGACCACAACGCAACAAACAUUGAGUUUGUGAACAAUUUCAAAGAUGGUCUUAUCUUUAAUAGAGUAUAUAACAAAACUAUCUUAGCAUUUUCGAACGAGACUUCUCACUAGCUUUACCAAAAAUAAGAAGAUGGGAAAUUUAUCCUUAAUGGAACUAUGCUUUAGAAUUACACAGACAUUGAUUUGAUGCUUAUUGAGCUGCCAGAAGAAAUCAGGCCCUUAUACAAUUUAUCUGCAGUGAAUAUCACUAACUUGACCAUGCUUAUUUCAUCUGAAGACAUGCAAAUUCUCAAGCAAAAUAUUACUAAUGCUAAGAAUAGAACAUUCACUACAAGAUUUAUUUAUUUCACUUACAUGAACUGUCCAAAAGUAAGUUUCUACAAGUUUGUCAUAGGUUGUUUUACUUUUGCUUACUUGAUAUUGUUCAUUAUGUUUUUACUCAGAUAAAUGCGGUCUUUCAACAGAGACCCUAGUAUUCUCCAAAGGUGUGUUCCAAUAAUGCCCUUCUUGAAAAUGAUAUAUUGUGGGUUGAACUUUAUUCACUGGAUGAGUUGUCCCUGGCUUUAAAAGGAUGAGGCUAUGAAUUUCAUAAAGUCAUUCAGAGUCACAAUGGCGACCUUGUUCCAAACUUCUUUAUGCAUGUUUUUCCUUUUAAAUGUCUAUGGCUUCAAAAUAAGCAGAUAGAGUCUCACAUAGGAUCACAUCAAGAAAUUGUUGAUAAUCAUGUCAGUCUAAUAUUUUGUUGAUUCAUUAUUUACUCUGAGCGGCUUCAUUCCUGAAACCAGGAUAGCAGUUUCUUUUAUCUUAAACAUAUUUUCUCUGUACAUGAUCUAAUUUGCACUCAAGAAUGCUAAAUUAAAUUUUGAUGCCCUUAACUUAAGACUUGCUUAAGUCUAAAGACAAUAAAGUUUGGACUAUCUGGCAUAAACCAUAAUAUAAAAGAAAAAACUGAUUUCAUACGCAACUCUGACGAUGAUAGGCUACUAUAGCUAUGAGAUUUAUAUUCAUGGAGUGAAGAAUUUUGUGUUUCAGGAUGAAAAUUACUUUUAACAGCUUAACACCAAUAUAAUUCAUGAAUUUGUAGAUCAAUUUUGUGUAUACUGUCUUGGACUUAUUGUCACCCUUGCUAAUCAGAGCAAUAACUAAUUAGGUGGAGGAAUGAUUGAUAUAUCUUAUGGCAAUUUCAAUCACAAUAUUCGAGAAGUUCCACAGGACAUCAAUUAUGAAUGUAAUAUUAAACUGGAUAACGAGUUUGACCCAGAAUCAGAUGAAAAGAUUAUAAAAAAGCUUGAUGAUAAAACACCAAUAAUCCUAAUUUACCCUGAUUGUGAGAACUAUGAGUUCAAAAUUGGCUAUAAAGAGAAACCAAAGGAGUCUAGAGUAAGAAAUGCAGUUGUAGUAGAAUCUGAAGUAAAUGAUUCAUCAAUAGUCAGUGAAUCUGGGGAGCUAAACAAUGAUGUUAGGUUAGUUAUGGAUUUUAGUAAUUGA
This is a messenger RNA of Stylonychia lemnae, 3426 nucleotides long. The record is from the annotation of a GenBank genome assembly. Lineage: Eukaryota; Ciliophora; Spirotrichea; Sporadotrichida; Oxytrichidae.